CCUUUUGAAAAUAACACGUAACAAACUGCACUUUAAUAGCGCUCCGAAUUUCGUAUAAAAGACUCGCAAAGUACUGCAGUUGAUCAUAGCAUACGUUUCAUAAGUCUUUUCUUUUCGACAAGCAACGGUCCUUCGCAGACUGUACUACAAUGAGAAUUUUGAUUGCUCUAGCCUGCUUGUUGGCACUGGCGGGAGCUGCAAGUAUUGAAAAGGAUGAAGUCAACUCAGAAGUUUUACGCGAAUCGGUCGAAGCGAAUGAGCCUAGUUCAAUCGUUUACAAGACUGAUGCGGAUGUCAACGCGGUCGACAAUAACGUCUACCAAACCGACGAUGAAGAAGCCCCUGCUGCCCGUAACGAAGCCAUUAAUGGCCGUAACAGAUACGGAUAUGGUAGAAACCUCGUCUCGUCUAAUGAACCCCAACCAGUUCCGAAAACUGAUACAGAUUUCAGUGGAAGCUACGAAAGCAAUGGUGACGAUUCAAAUGACUUUGAUAGUAUUGGCGUUUCGCACGUGUAUUACCCCGUAGCUUAUGGUGAUGGUGUCGAUACCCGAGGAGGGUUUGGCCGUGGAGGAUAUGGGCGUGGAGGGUUUGGCCGUGGAGGAUAUGGCCGUGGAUCCUAUAGUCGUGCAUUCCCUGUUUAAGGUUAUGGUCAACAAAUACAAAAUAUGAUUUGAAAUUUUACUAUUGGGGUUUAUUUUUGGUCGGUAAUGAUAUAUUUUUUUCCAACUACGUCAAAUCUUUUGACUUCCAUCGAAUUGUUGGUGUUAUUGUUAAACGUUUUCAUGGCAAAGUGGUUUAAUUUGUUAUGUUGCGAGGCUCUUCUCUUUUUUCAUCAAUAGAAAAGCCUAAAAUUCCAGCCUCCCAAUAGAAAUUUUAAAAAAUAAUUAUUUGUUUAAAAUGAUUCAAUAAAUUUAUUCCUGCAUUGAU
This is a messenger RNA of Daphnia magna, 930 nucleotides long. RefSeq lists its product as uncharacterized. The record is from RefSeq and is a predicted model, not a curated record. The transcript has 4 exons. Bases 150 to 644 code for a protein of 164 amino acids. NCBI's taxonomy places the organism in Eukaryota, Metazoa, Arthropoda, Branchiopoda, Diplostraca, Daphniidae.